AUGGCUUCAUCAUUGGAAGAAAUAAAGGUUGAGAUGGAAGCUCUCAGGGCUCAGCUGGCUGAAGUUCAGCAGCAGGUGCCUGCAACUCAGGAAAUUGCCUUUCGCAAUGCCAAAAUCACAGUCUCCUCUACGAAGGCAGAUUUUGCGGCAGAGAAAUUCGACAUGGACACUGUCGCUUGUGUCAUGGACCUUCUGAAUGAAGAUCCUCGCCCGGCUAACCUUUAUGAACAGAUUAAGAGGAAAGUGAUCAAUAGGUAUGGUGGCUCACCUGAGCAACGUCUCAGACAGCUACUUCGGGGCCAGGUCUCUCUCGAUGGGAAACCUUCAACAGUUUUAGACAGGAUGAAGUCCUUGCAGUCGGGUCCUUCGAAAGCAGUUCUCAGAUCUGUCUUUCUUGAGCAGCUUACCGAGCCUUGUCGGUUCGUACUGUCAAUCCACAAUAUUGAUUCGUUGUCGAAGUUGGCCGCGGCUGCAGACAGAUACAUGGAUUCAGCUGGAUCUUUCAACCAGAUCUCAACCCUUGGUGCUGAGGUUUCAUCUCCCAGUGUCAAUGCUGUUAGUUCUUCGCUUAGCAAAAUUCAAGAAAUGUUAACUCAAAUGAGUUCAAGACUUGACAGGCUAGAGAAAAACUCUCAUUGUAAAUCUCGUGGUCGUUUGAAAAAUAGAACGGCUGGGCAGGAUGCCAAGUCUUCUGGUGAUUCUUCAGUACCUUCUAAUGUAGUCCCAAAGGCUGACUCAGACACUGGUCCCUCUGCUUUUAAACUCCACGCGGCAAACAACACUUUUAUCAACACCUAUGGUGAAAUCAAGCUGACUCUUAGCCUCAGACUUAAUUGCCCAGUUUCCUGGAACUUUAUAGUUGCUGAUGUACCCUACCCUAUCAUCGGAGCUGACCUCAUGCACUCCGAUGGCUUGAUUGUGGAUGUUCGCAGGCGUAGAAUUAUAGACCCGUUCUCUAACACUUUUGUUUUUGGGGGAAUUACCAGUUGCUCUUACUUCAAAGUCAGUCUUUUUGAUCCAUCUUCUUCCUGGUCGAAGAUUCUCUCUGAUUUUCCAGAGAUUACGGGUAGCAAGCCUGCUGAACCUAUAUUGGCUAAAGAUAUUUUUUACUACAUUGAAACGACUGUUCCUCCGGUUCACGAGCGUCCACGACGCUUGGACCCAGUCAAGUUUAAAGCCGCUCAGGUUGUAUUCAAGACCCUGGUCAAGCAAGGUGUUUGCAGAGUCUUAAAGAGCCCCUGGGCUAGCCCUAUACACAUGGUCAAAAAAAGGAUGGGACUUGGCGCAUUUGUGGCGAUUAUCGCCGUUAAAACGCCCAAACGGUCCCCGUCAGAUUUCCCAUUCCUUACAUUUGCACCAACGGACAUGAUUAAGGCAGCUGUUACCACUCCGUUCAGACUGUACGAAUAUGUUUUCAUGCCUUUUGGGCUCCGUAAUGCAUCUCAGUCCUUUCAGAGAUACAUUUUCCAGGCUUUAGGCGAUCUUGACUUCGCUUUUGUUUACCUUGAUGACGUGCUCAUCUUAUCUUCUUCCAUCAAAGAACAUGAAGAGCACCUUCGUACAAUCUUUGGUUCUCAGCCCUGCUCAGAGAAGGUAGAGGCCAUCCUCGACUUUCCUUUGCCGGUCAGAGUUGCAGAUCUUCGCAGAUUCCUAGGGCUGGUCAAUUUUUAUCGUCGUUGGCUUCCUCAGGCAGCCUCCGCACAGGAUCCUCUUUUUGAUUACACAGCUGAUUCAAAGAAAAACGAUCAGAGAGUCAUUGACUGGUCUCCAGAAGCCAAGCAAGCCUUUGAAACCACCAAGAGUCACUUGGCUAAGGCUACCCUCCUGUUGCUACCCUUGAGCAACUCUUUGAGGGAGACUGGAAGCCCCUGGCAUUUUUUUCCAGAAAAUGAAGCCAACGAAGCUACAGUGCGUACGAUCGUCGUCUCAGACCACAAGCCCCUAAUCUACGCGUUUAUUCAAAAGUCUGACAAGGCCUCUCCUCACCAGCAGAGACAGCUUUGCUUUCUUUCACAGCUUACUACUGCCAUUGAAUACUUGCCAGGUUUGUCGAAUGUGGUGGCUGAUGCACUCUCUAGAGUAGAAGUCAUUUGUCUUCCUCUUGAGUUAGAGCUCCCGGAAUUGGCCAAGGUGCAACAACAGGACUCUGAGCUCUCAGAGCUGCUGAAAUCUCCUGCCCAUUCUCUCAAUCUAAAACCCAUUGAAUUGGGUCACAGCCACACUAGUCUUUAUUGCGAUCUCACCGGUAAGAUAAUUCGUCCUUUUAUUCCUAAAUCUCUUCGUAAAAGAAUCUUUGAUUAA
Messenger RNA from Copidosoma floridanum, 2301 nucleotides. RefSeq lists its product as uncharacterized. The record is from RefSeq and is a predicted model, not a curated record. Lineage: Eukaryota; Metazoa; Arthropoda; Insecta; Hymenoptera; Encyrtidae.